Messenger RNA from Meyerozyma guilliermondii ATCC 6260, 1401 nucleotides. RefSeq names its product pantothenate kinase. Bases 1 to 1401 code for a protein of 466 amino acids. Gene Ontology annotation, biological process: coenzyme A biosynthetic process. NCBI's taxonomy places the organism in Eukaryota, Fungi, Ascomycota, Pichiomycetes, Serinales, Debaryomycetaceae. Gene Ontology annotation, molecular function: pantothenate kinase activity; ATP binding. The record is from RefSeq and is a predicted model, not a curated record. The transcript has a single exon. Gene Ontology annotation, cellular component: cytosol; nucleus.
AUGUUGGACGUCAAACCGCCACACAGCGACUUGAGCUUCAACUCUGUAGACCAGGGUACCAUAAAAAUCGAGAGUUCGGGAGCUUAUAUUGCCAAUGAUCAUCUUCUUCGAGAAUACAAUCGUUCAUCUCGAACACCAACUCCGCCAAGCUCAGGACAACCUUCGUCAGAUUCCGAGUCCGAUACCGACUCUUCGGGUGAAGGAGCACCAAUGACUCCCAAUCAUGAAAGUCUGACUGUCAGUUUGGACGGAAAAAAUUUGGCAGUUGACACUCCUACCAAGCGCCAAAGAGCUGCUACUCCAGACGCCCACGAAGUCGCUAAGAACAUCACGCUUCCCAAACACAACUCGGAGGUGAUCCAUAUAUCCGUUGAUAUCGGCGGAACCCUUACAAAAUUGGUAUAUUUCACCAAAAGCAAGGACACAGAACAAGGCCGAAACGGUGGAAAACUUCACUUCAAAGAUUUCCCCACCGAGAGUUUUUCGACAGAAGUGCUCAAAUUCAUGAUCCACUUGAUCAAAAAGUCCACCAAUACCAAGUCCCAGCCGCCCAUCACAUACAUUCUUGCAACUGGUGGAGGCGCCCACAAGUUUUACCAGCUCAUGACAGAUACGUUUCGGAAACGGAAAUUGCCGAUGAAAAUCGUAGCGGAGGACGAGAUGGAGUGCUUGAUUCGCGGGUUGGACUGGCUCAUCACCAAGAUCCCCAAUGAGAUUUUUGUGUACGAUCUCAAGGAGAACAGCACUCUGUUCAUUCCCAACCGACAAGACGAAAAUAUCUAUCCGUAUCUUUUGGUAAACAUCGGAAGCGGAGUGUCGAUGAUCAAGGUUACCGGACCUGGUCGCGACGGAUUUGAGAGAAUUGGAGGCUCUUCCUUAGGUGGAGGUACUCUUUGGGGACUUCUCUCGCUUCUCACCGAUGCCAAAGACUACAAUGAAAUGUUGGAAAUGGCCCAACGAGGCAACAACGAAAACAUAGACUUGCUCGUGGGUGACAUAUAUGGAAGCAGCUACAACAAAAUCGGACUUAAAUCAAAUCAUAUUGCAUCUUCGUUUGCCAAAGUGUUCAAGAAACUCAGUUUUCUGUCGGAGAAAAAACUCACUCCCGCAGAAAAACUUCUGCAGUUCCGGUCCGAGGACAUCUCGCGCCUGCUCUUGUACCUGGUGUCCAAUAACAUCGGUCAAAUUGCAUAUUUACAAGCAUUACGAUUCAAUCUCAAAAGAAUAUAUUUCGGAGGAAGCUACAUCUCGGGCCAUAUGCAGACCAUCCACACAUUGAGCUAUGCCGUGAACUUUUGGUCAAAGGGCGACAUGAAGUCGUACUUCUUGCGCCACGAGGGCUACUUGGGAAGCGUGGGUGCGUUCACAAUGGGUCCUAAUAGUGAGGUGAUAAAUGGCUAG